AAAAUAAUCAUACGAUCAAUCCCCAUCAUGAAGAUCCAAAAUCGCACAUUUAUCAUCUCGGGCGGCGCGUCCGGCCUAGGCAAAAGCACCGCCCUUGAAAUCAUCAAAGCCGGCGGCUACGUCGCGAUCCUCGACUUAUCCGAUGAAGAAACCGGGCGAGCUCUGGAAAAGGAGCUUGGGCCCUUGGCCAAGUUCUUCCAUUGCAAUGUGCUAAAGACUGAGAGCAUCGCAAAGGCUGUUCAGGGCACGGUUGAUUGGAUCAAGGAGACUGGAAAACCGCUCGGCGGUGUGGUUCCAGCGGCAGGCAUUGGCCUCCCAGCAGCCACCCUUGACCGAAACGGCAAUGCCUUCGACAUGGAUCAAGUUGACCUCGUUCUGGGCGUCAAUCUCAGAGGCACCAUCGACCUCAUCCGCCAAUCCGUGGAGCAUCUCGCCAAGGUCGAUCCCGAAGGCCCAGACGGUGAGCGCGGCGUCGUCAUCAUGGUCAGCAGCUCAAGCGCCUUUGAUGGCCAGUACGGCCAAGUCAGCUACGCGGCCAGCAAGGGCGCCGUCGCGUCAAUGGCUUUGCCCAUGUCUCGAGACUUGGCUAAAUACGGCAUCCGCGUCGUCGCCAUUGCUCCCAGCUUGUUUACGACUGCCUUGACGGCCAUGAUGAGUGAUAGAGUGCGAAAAAGUCUCGAGGCUUCGUUCAUCUUUCCCAACAGAGCGGGCAAUCCGCCUGAAUUCUCCUUUUUGGUCAAGCACAUUAUCGAGAAUCCCAUGUUCAACGGGGCCGUUAUCCGAAUAGAUGGAGCGUCAAGAUUGAGCAAACUAUAAUUGGUGGCACUGUUGUCCUGUUUUACGCCUUUGCCUACACGGAAUACCACACCUCACGACUUCAUUUCAUCACUCUUUAGUUCUGCGGUCAUCGGUUAUAUAUAGUCAUCUAUCAUCAUAUAACAUUUAUCUAAAGAACGGCCCUAGACGCUAAUAUCGCAACAAAUGGAAUGAAAAAUGGAAAAGAAAACCCAAAAAAUAACCUCCACGCUCACAUUCGUCCAAGGAAAAAAGCACAGUAUGCAAAAGAGGUAAAGAACGCAAAGCCGCAAUAAAAGCGAACGAGAGAAGGUGACAAUAAAAUUCGUGAAGAAUU
Messenger RNA from Trichoderma atroviride IMI 206040, 1132 nucleotides. RefSeq lists its product as uncharacterized. NCBI's taxonomy places the organism in Eukaryota, Fungi, Ascomycota, Sordariomycetes, Hypocreales, Hypocreaceae. Gene Ontology annotation, molecular function: oxidoreductase activity. The record is from RefSeq and is a predicted model, not a curated record.